Molecule: messenger RNA, 2789 nt
Organism: Callorhinchus milii (elephant shark)
Lineage: Eukaryota; Metazoa; Chordata; Chondrichthyes; Chimaeriformes; Callorhinchidae
Gene: itgb7
Product: integrin, beta 7
Exons: 16
Coding region: 21-2375 (784 amino acids)
Biological process (GO): integrin-mediated signaling pathway; cell migration; cell-matrix adhesion
Cellular component (GO): cell surface; integrin complex; focal adhesion
Molecular function (GO): integrin binding
Source: RefSeq, a predicted model, not a curated record
UCGCUCGCAGACUCUGCUUGAUGGCUGUUUGUGGGGAAACUGGUUGCAGCUUUCGAGAGAAACAGAACAUGAAGUUUGCCUUUGUGGUUCUCUGUCUGCUCGUGGAAAUGGGAUGUGGUUUACAGAAGCUGUCAGCACAGGACUCGGGUGGAGGAUGUCAGCCCAGAGACUCGUGCGAUCAGUGCAUCGAGCAGAGGCCGGAGUGCGCUUGGUGUAAACAGCUGAACUUCACCCAGGCGGGGGAGCCGGAGUCAUCCCGGUGUGACGUCGAGCAGAACCUUCUACACCGCGGCUGCUCCGAGGAGGAGGUGGUAAAUCCUCGCGGAUCACACCGGGUGACGGAGCAGAGCCGGGCUGGGGGGGACGGCGAGACGGUGGAGCAGCUCACGCCCCAGGCCGUCAGUCUCAGCCUCCGACCAGGCCAAGAGGAGUCUUUCACGGUGACGUUCAGGCGAGCUCAAGGCUACCCCAUUGACCUUUAUUACCUGAUGGAUCUCUCCUACUCCAUGAAAGACGAUCUGGAGAACAUCGUGAAGCUGGGCAGCGAUCUGCUGUCCGCACUGAGGAAUGUCACCACCUCAGUGAAGAUAGGUUUCGGCUCCUUUGUGGACAAGACGGUGUUGCCGUACAUCAGCACCACCGAACGCAAGCUGCGCAACCCGUGUCCCGACCGCACCGAGCAGUGCCAGCCUCCGUUCACCUUCCGCCACGUCCUGGCCCUCACGGAGGACGAGCACGAAUUCGAGAACAAAGUCAGUCACCAGCGCAUCUCGGGCAACGUCGACUCUCCCGAGGGGGGGCUGGACGCUAUCAUGCAGGCCGCCGUGUGCGUGGAUAAGAUCGGUUGGAGGAACGUCACUAAGCUGUUGGUUUACACGUCCGAUGACACGUUCCACACAGCGGGCGACGGCAAACUCGGCGGCAUUUACCUUCCCAACGACGGCCGGUGUCACCUGGGGCCCAGGGGGCUGUACCAGGAGGCCAACCAUCAUGAUUAUCCGUCUGUCGGACACUUGGCUCAAGUCCUGUCGGCCUCCAACAUCCAACCUAUCUUUGCCGUCACCAAGAAAUCAUUGCCAAUCUAUCAGUCCCUCAGUAAAUUAAUCCCAAAGUCCGUGGUGGGGGAACUGCAGGACGAUUCCAGCAACGUCAUCCAGCUCAUCAUGGACGCUUACAAUAAUUUAUCCUCGACGAUCAACUUGGAGCACAGUAACCUGCCGGAGGGCGUGACGGUGUCGUACGACUCGCACUGUAGUGACCAGAGCGGGUCGGUGCGGGCAGAGCAGGGCAAGUGUUCCAACGUGCACAUCAAGGAGCAGAUCAACUUCACUGUCCACGUCGGGCUGACUCACUGCCUCGACUCGGAGCAGAGCUUUGAGAUCCGUCCGCUGGGCUUCAGUGAGCAUCUGGUGGUCCGGGUCAACAGCCUGUGCGCCUGUAAUUGUGGAGACCUCAUCAACCAGGCCCCUCACUGUAGCGAUGGCAACGGCAGCCUGACCUGCGGCAUGUGCAGCUGCGACGAGGGGCGGUUGGGGAAGCGAUGCGAGUGCAGCGCCGACGAGGAUUCCCGGCCCCUGAGCGAAGACUGCCGCCGGAACAAGACCGACCUGGUGUGCAGCGGGCGGGGGCAGUGCGUGUGCGGACGGUGCAUUUGCCGGGACAAGGUCCAUGGCGACAACUGCCAGUGUGACGACUCCAGUUGCGAGUGGCACAACGGCACCAUGUGCGGCGGGAAGGGACGGUGCGUGUGUGGUCUCUGCCAGUGUCUGCCGGGCUACAUCGGCAGCGCCUGCGACUGUGAAGACUCCACCGACCAAUGCUUCCCGGUUAACGGGACAGUGUGCAGUGGGCACGGCGAGUGCAAGUGUAACCAGUGCGAGUGCGAGCUUGGCUACCAAUCCCCAGACUGCGGCCACUGCCUGAACUGCCACCUUGCCUGCCACAUCAUCAAAGACUGUGUUCGGUGUUGGGUGUUUGGAGCCCAGGACGAGGACUGUACCCAGCGCUGUGGCCACGUGAUCAUGGAAACGGAGCUGCCGAGAAAGGAAACCAACUGCUCCGAGAGUUUCCACGGAGGCCGGCGAGUGGAUUUCUUCUUGGAGAAACGGAAGAACAAUUACCACUUUCAGGUCUACAACCAGGUGGGGGAGGAUCACGACACGCGGCUGAUCACCAUCGUCUCGGUGGUGUCGGGGAUCGUGUUUUUCGGGCUGCUGUUGCUGAUGACGUGGAGGGUCUUGACUGAGGUGUACGAUCGCAGGGAAUUCAAUCGGUUCAUGAAGGAGCGGAAGAACGAACGCUGGCACGAGGCUUCCAACCCUCUGUACAAGGGGGCAACCACCACCAUCGUGAACCCCAAAUUUAUGGCAGAGUAACGUCAUCUCCCCCCACCCCCCCACCCGAACCCUACCCCAGCUCAUCCGAUGAAAGCACCUCCCUGCCCCCCCCGACCAAUUAUUAUUAUUGGAGCUGCCUUGAGGGAUUAGUAGUCCCCAUUUCUCUCCCCCACCCCCCCGCCCCCCAUUUCUACUUUCUCCUCAAUGCAGGGAGGGACGUACACAUCACUGGGAGUGGGGAGGGUGGGGGCUUGUCUCUCUAGCCAGAUCCCAGGGUCUGGUUAGAGAGAUUGGUAGCCCCCCACCCCCCAAGGUUCAAGGUUUUACCUGAAGAUAUGAACGAGAAUCUACAGCCAUGGCCAAGUCAGUGGGACGGUUGAGGCCGGAGCAGUCACCGUUAUCACCAUCCGGAACUCCAUCCUACAUUCCCUUCGCCUCGCCCCCUCCCUGCCU